This is a messenger RNA of Cannabis sativa, 2246 nucleotides long. Its product is annotated as NAC domain-containing protein 71-like. The transcript has 6 exons. Gene Ontology annotation, biological process: regulation of DNA-templated transcription. NCBI's taxonomy places the organism in Eukaryota, Viridiplantae, Streptophyta, Magnoliopsida, Rosales, Cannabaceae. Gene Ontology annotation, molecular function: DNA binding. The coding region runs from base 123 to 1016 and encodes 297 amino acids. The record is from RefSeq and is a predicted model, not a curated record.
CAUCCAUUCCAUUCCCACUUCUCAUCGCUCAUCGUGCUUACACUGAAAAUAAUCAAUAGAGAGCGAAACCCAACUCAAAUCACACAAAUCAUACUCAACAAAGUUGGGAGGGAAGAGAAUAAAUGAGUGACUACGUCAAUGAAUCACCACUUUGGGUUUGUCCAUCAUUCUUCAAAUUCAAACCCACCGAGGAAGAACUGAUCGCUCACUUGAAUCUUAAGACUAUGGAAAUGGAAUCCGAUCUCGAUUCUUGCAUUGCCCAGAUCGAUCAUUUCUGCGAAUGGCAGCCAUGGGAACUACCUCCUUUGUCUAAGAUGGAAUCGAAUAUGGAAUGGUGGUUCUUAUGUCGACCAAAUUAUAAGAACAGACAUAAUAACAGGUCAAACAGGACGACUAAAACAGGGUUCUGGAAAAAAACUGGUAAGGAACGCAAAACCAAAGGUUGUAAUGGAAGGAAGAGGAUUUUGGUCUUCCAUGAAGGCACUUCUCCUGGCAAACGGACUAAUUGGGUCCUCCAUGAGUAUUAUUCUCUUCAACCAGAUAUUGCCUUUUCUCUACAGAAACCUGCUUAUGUAAUUUGCCGAUUGAAGCUCAAAAAUCAUGAGAAUGGCCAAAAUGAAGAUGCUGAGAAGAGUCCAAGUAGUGAAAUUGAGAAUGAUGUUGAAAACUUAUUAGAAUCUACUACAACUACACCGGUAAAUUGUCAAGAUGAAGUAAAUAAUGAUAUAUCAUCUCUACAACAACAACAACUAUUCUCACUAGAAGAACUAUGCAAAGAACAACAACUAUUCUCACCGGAAGAACUAUGCAACGAGAUACCAAAAUUAAGCAGUGAUGACAUAAAAGAAAUUCUAAGCUUCUUAACGUUUGGAGAAACAACCAACAUUACUUAUAAUAGCUCAAACAUGAGAGAUUCAUCAAAGAAUUCAUAUUUGGAUAGUCAAGCUACCAAUGACACACACACGGUAGGAAUCGAAGAACGGGUAAAUCAUCACCGUUCGUUGGCCGUUGGAUAACUAAUCCAAUAGCUAAUGAUAUUCUCAUGUAGUACAUACUUAUAUUAGAUAUAUUUAUAUCUUUGUAUAGAUUUUUUUUUUUUUUUCAUUUUCUCUAUAUAAUAUAUGUAAACCUAGUUAUUAAGAUAUUAAGGAGAGACCACCUUAACCUAAAGUCCUAUGUCUAAAGCCAAUAUCCAUAAAAUCCUACAAUAAAAAGUCCUAUGUCUUGAGCAAUAUCCAUGAAAACCAACAAUCAAACAAAACAUUAGUGUUUAAGCUUGAACCAUAUAGCCAGCACUACUCGUUCUCGAUCAGCAAAGAGACUUAAGAAGCAAAGAAGGGGCUCAAAUCAUGAUGAUGAGCACCACUUGCAGCAUUCAGACAUCACCAAAUUGUGACUCGCAUCGAACAGGGUAUGUUUGUAAGAUCUAGCAAGAGAAAGGAGAUAUGUCAUAUGCACACACAAAUGGUUUAUGUCUUGGCAUAAGAAUUUCAAAAAUUUGAGCACAUCCAAACAUGGAGAGAUGAAACUUAUUGGAUUCACUUGUUAGCUCGAAAAAAAUCCCGUGUGCACGAAGGGUUUAGACAUCAAGUGAAGCUUCCAUUGUUCAUCAGAGUUUAGUGGAUGCAUUCCAAGAGGAAUUCAGCUGUCUAAAGUUGCCCCUCACAAGUAUUAUAGUUUAAGUUUCUAUCUACAAUUUAUAAAGGUGUUAAAACUCACCUCUCGAAUCAACUAGCCUCACCCCAUGAGUAGGGGGGCGCAUAAGAAGCAGCUAGAGUAACUCUACUCUGUCAUCGCAUAAGAAGCAGCUAGAGUAACUCUACUCUGUCAUCAAUAAACAAUCUGACAGCACAAAAACUAAAGCUAGAGGAUUGAAAAUAGAUGAGAAACCUUUUCUCUAAUGUAGAGGCCAGAGCAGCUACAAAACACAGUACUUGUUCUUUUUAAGAGCCUCGACUGGAGAAGAAAGCUCUACUGCAUUUUUUUUUUUUAAAAAAAUGUGAAUUGGAAUCAUCAAUGAUGAUAGUUUGUUCCUGAUUUUGUUUUUGUUGGGGUUAAUGGUGUGUUUUAUGUCAUUUCUAAGAGGGUAAUGGCCUGUUUUCGUUAUUAAUUAAUUAUCUAGAGUUUAGGAAGGGAUAUGAUUACUUACAUCCAUCCCACCUCGUUUUUGGAUUAAUGGUCGUAGAAUGUAUGUACUCUGUAUGUCGUUUGUAAUUUCAACUAGAAUGAUUUUCUUUUGACUGUUA